AUGUCAAACUUAGAUUUGAUCAUAGCAAAUACUCAUUUAUCCAUUCUCUAUCUAUUUCCUGUUGCCAUCUUUGGCCUCUUUCUCAAUCUUUAUCGCAAAGCUAUCCUCGGAAGAUCAAAUCAUCAAAAGUCACAAGCUGGUGAUGCAUAUGCGGCUGUGGAAAAGACCACUAUUUACGAGCCUCAUGCUGCCCAAAACUCACUUCGAGAUCUAAUUGAGAUCGAUGGAGCUGGAACAUGGCCUCCUACAACUGUAUAUGGUGAUGCUUGGCCAGAAGUCCUUCGACCAUUCCACGACAUCUAUCAAGCUAUGGCACCUGCUCUAUCAAUUGCAGAACUUAGUGGCGAUGAUGUCAAGAACUUUCAACGAUGCUUGGACUUCCGUGUACAGAUGAGAACACUUUACAAUGAUCAAGUCAACAUGGAAGAAGUAAAGGCCCUCUUAGAUGCAGCAGAAAAUGAUGAGAGCGUUCUAUCACGGGCAGCUUGGAAUGGUCUCUUCGCUUGUAUUGCCUUGUCCAGACACUCUUUCCGAUGGGGAACAAUCCCCAUAGUCAAACUUGCUCAGGAAGAAAAAGUCGUCGAUUUCCCUGCCUGUCUCGACCUCGCAUGGCCAUACCUUAAGAGACGAUACGGUGUCACAUCUCAAGGUGGUAAUGUCGCAAGUAACUACCUCUGCAACUUUGAUGAUAAAGAUCAAAUUGUCUACCCGAUCAAUCCCACAAUGGACGAUCUCAUUCAAUCUGCCGAAUAUCACUUUGGUCAUGUCUUCCCUCACAUUGAAAGAGAAGCUCUCCCAAUCUACCAUAUGGUAACUAGAGCUAUUCAACAAUAUUCUAAUGGCGACCGCGUUGGCACCCUACAAUCGCUCAAAGGAAUCAACAAGGAAUUGCGCACACCCCUCAAGACCUAUUACGAAACCAUGCAUGAAUCCAAGAUUUCGCGAAAAGUUUGGAUGCAUUAUGCACAAGGAUUUCAAGGCUGGGCUGCAGGUGAUAUCGACCCUGUCACCGGAGAAUAUACUGAAUACGACGGUCUGUCAGGUAACCAACUGUUAUUACCGCAGAUCAUGGAUGCUUUCUUAGGACUUGAGAGAUACUUAAACGAGGAAAAUACGCAACGCUACAUGCCAAACUUACAACGCAAAUUCCGUGAAACAAUCGCUGAGCAUAGCUUCCGUAAUGAGGCUAAGACAAAAGGAAAUGACGAGAUCGAGGAACAAAUGAACAACAUUGUCAAGCAAAUGAGAGUUUUCAGAACAGCGCACAGAGUUAGGGUCAAGCCAUACUUGAGUGUACCCGCUCCAGAGCGUAUGAUCAUGACAGCUGGAAAGUCUGUGCUGGAGAAGGGUGAUGUUCAUGAUUACGAGUCUGCUAUUGCACCUCUGGAUAAGAUGUUGAAGGAUAGACUAUUGGCCACAAAAUAG
Molecule: messenger RNA, 1425 nt
Organism: Botrytis fragariae
Lineage: Eukaryota; Fungi; Ascomycota; Leotiomycetes; Helotiales; Sclerotiniaceae
Product: putative 15-hydroxyprostaglandin dehydrogenase (nad(+)) protein
Exons: 2
Coding region: 1-1425 (474 amino acids)
Biological process (GO): 'de novo' NAD+ biosynthetic process from L-tryptophan
Cellular component (GO): cytoplasm
Molecular function (GO): metal ion binding; heme binding; indoleamine 2,3-dioxygenase activity
Source: RefSeq, a predicted model, not a curated record